Molecule: messenger RNA, 2026 nt
Organism: Cryptococcus deneoformans JEC21
Lineage: Eukaryota; Fungi; Basidiomycota; Tremellomycetes; Tremellales; Cryptococcaceae
Exons: 3
Coding region: 188-1789 (533 amino acids)
Biological process (GO): negative regulation of cell population proliferation; negative regulation of mitotic cell cycle
Cellular component (GO): cytoplasm; nucleus
Source: RefSeq, a predicted model, not a curated record
CUGCGUUCUCCACCGUUGCUUUUCUCCAUCCUUCUCACUUGUUCCGCGUUUACUCCCGCUGUCUUGCAGCACCAUACUCCUCUACCACCACACUCACGCUCCCCCCCGGCUCCUCUCCGACUCCUCUCGCCCCCGACUUGCAUUCAUGCCAGCAUAGCCAGCAUAGAGUAAUUCUUUUAAAAACAUUAUGCCUUCAGACCCCGACCCGUCUCCGGCCCUCACACAUGCCUCGCUCGCUUCCUCUCAUUCUCUACAGUCAGAAGACUUCCAUGUCCACCUUCCCUCGCAUCUCAACUAUGAUCGGACCCUCACUACCGCGCUCUCUCAUUUAGUAGAUCAUCUUGUAGAGCCUUUAUCUACUUCCUAUACCCCAGAUGUCCUAAAUUCGCUCUUGAAACAGCUUAAACAAGCUUUAUUCGUCAAAUUCCAGCCCACUUGGGACGAAGGCCAUCCUCAAGUAGGUAGCGGAACCAGGUCUCUUAUUUGCACCAAGUACUACGGCCUUCCACCCUCAAUGCGAUCCGCUGCAGUAAAAGUUGGUGUAGAAGAGCAGGCAUGGCGCAAGGCUAUUGCCAAAUCGGGCGGUAGAGAAGACAGUUCGGAUAAGGGCGACGAGUGGGAAGUAUGGUGUGAUCCUGGUCAGGUCGUAUGGAGAUGGGGUGCAUGGGAGUGGGAGGACCCAGGAUUCGAACCUGUAAAGCUUGUCCGAGAGCCCUUGCAGGUGAUCUGGCAAGCGGCCACAGAAGCGGACAAGUUGUCUCCCGCGACGCCUGCCAAAUUUGCUCAACCUUCCAACGCAACUCCCAACCGACCGUCUUAUGCAAUACCUAUCCGUGCACCUACUGUUCUCGCUAUUCCUCCUACUCCAUCCCAGGGUGAAAACCGACAAAACGAGGCCAAGCCGAUUGAGCUAGACCAUUUGCUCCCUGCCUUUUCUAAUCUUGGCCUUGGUCAGGCGCCUGGUCAGACUCAGCGCAAUCAGCAGGCCUCUGGUUGGUCAAGCUCUGACGCCUCGUCUCGAUCCACUUCAUUGGCCAUCUCUGAUCACGACGAGCCAGGUUCCCCUGAACAUGAGCGCCCUGCAUCACGAGUGUCUCACCGUGGAUCCGAGUCCCAGAGCUCAGUGUCUUCCUCGACAUCCGAUUCAAAUUCUGGCCACACCCAGCUUCUCACGCCUGCCACGCGUCCCACUACUGCCGACCCCUUCAAUGUCCCCAUGCUUUCUACGGAAACUAUAAAAGAUGGUAAGGAAAAGGAGGAGAAACCCAAGACUACUCCUACGAACACUACCCGUGGCCGAACCACAUCGCCUUCUGCUCUGGGUGAAUCGACUGUCCAGCCCACCACCCCGACAACUGAGAAUAACAUCACCCCCCGCGUCCCUACCCCUACUGUUACCCCGUAUGACGGCGGGAAUGUUACCGUCCUUGGCGGUGGUGUAAAGCUCGGUGGUGCCGGCUCUCAUUCGCGUACUUCAUCUACCCAUUCUUCUCACCGCAUCUCCAUCGACCGCAGCCGAUCUCCUUCGAUUUCUCUUGCGUCGCGAGCUUUGAAUACUGCCAUGGGACCCAAUGGCGAAGGUCGCAAGCAGCGCACUCGCCGUCGAAUCAUGCCUACUUACCUCGGCCACUUGGGUCAGCCAGGCGUGGGAGGGCCUGCCAUGGGCGUAUUCUACGGCGGGAGCGUUAGCCCUGGUGGUAUGGGGUUCGCACCCGGUUAUCAGCAUGUUGGUGUCGGGGUCAGCCCUCCUCCUGUGGGGAUACGAGGACCGAUGCCCAGAAUGGGGUAAGCGGGUCGAGUUCAAGUGUAUUGUCACCAUGUGUACUACUAGCCAUUUGACAUUCUGUUCAUUAACUUUCACCAAUAGUGACUCUUCGUUAUUUUCUGCUUUCCUAUCCAUAGCAAACGUUUCUGUACUUUGGUAUCGGUAGAUUUCUACACAUUCGAAUUUGUCUCUCUUUUGAUAAAACCAUUCAAUCCACAUACGUUGAUUUCGUCACUAUUUCCAUGAACUCUGUUUGCAUUG